UCAAAGGAUUCGCCGAUUUGCUGAUUUGGUGGACUGUAGCAGAAUCUUUGAGGAAGACAGUCUUAAGCUGAAAUCAUCUCACUCUCGCGAGUUAGUUGAUAAGAAGGGUAAGAAGCCUAUGGACAGAGGUACACCAUAUGGUAGGGGAAACCCAAGAGCUGGUAACUGGAGAAGACCUAGUGGGGGAGAUUCUGGUGCUCCCUUUAGGUGCUUCAACUGUGGUGAAACUGGACAUAAGAGGGAUGAGUGCAAGAAAGAAGAGAAGAAGUGCUUUAAGUGUGGCAGAGUAGGCCAUGUUGCUCCUGACUGUAAGAUGAGAACUGUGACUUGCUAUAACUGUGGAGAAGAAGGUCAUAUCAGUACACAGUGCACCAAGCCGAAGAAGAACCAGUCUGGAGGGAAAGUCUUUGCUUUGUCUGGAUCAGAAACUACUCCGGAGGAUAGACUGAUUAAAGAUUAAGGAUGUAGCGGCGUGUGAUUGGGUGAAGAUAGCUUAUAAGCUAGCCCGUAGUUCGUGUCGAGUCAUGCUCUGAUUGUAACACUGGGAUCGAUUAGUCUUAGCGUUACUUGAGAUACUAUGUUGUUAUUUUGUUUAUGGAUUAUGUAUUGAUGAGCUGUUUGGAUAUGCUCCUAACAUUGUUUGAAAUAAGUUUCCGCUGUGAUGAACACAUGUUGAAGUUUGGUUAAUUUUAAUAAAAGCAUGACAAUCGACUUUGAUGUUUUAUUUA
Vicia villosa (hairy vetch) is the source of this 728-nucleotide messenger RNA. RefSeq lists its product as uncharacterized. The coding region runs from base 119 to 460 and encodes 113 amino acids. Gene Ontology annotation, molecular function: mRNA binding; single-stranded RNA binding; translation regulator activity. The record is from RefSeq and is a predicted model, not a curated record. The transcript has 2 exons. Gene Ontology annotation, cellular component: cytoplasm. NCBI's taxonomy places the organism in Eukaryota, Viridiplantae, Streptophyta, Magnoliopsida, Fabales, Fabaceae. Gene Ontology annotation, biological process: positive regulation of cytoplasmic translation.